AUGGGCAAAGCAAAGGACUUGGCCGAGAAGCCCGCCUAUCUCAGCUCCGCUGCCGCCAAGUAUGCUCUCGGUGUCCAUCGCGGUCCUUUUGCGCCCAAAGAGUCUCUUGAUGGCAACGAUCUCGAGCAUAUCGAGACUGCGGACACCAUCACACUUGAGAACGUCAAGCGCACGCCCACUCAGAAUCUGCGGCGGCAUUGGUUUCGGUUCUGGUGCUGUUAUGUCUUUUGGUCGAUUAUCUUCCUCGCCAUUUUCCUUCCUAUUUUCUUCCUAAUCUGUAUCCCCGCCAUCUCCCAAAAUGUCCUUAACCGCUCGACCCUCCUCCUCGUCGAAUCUUCGAUCCUCGAACCCCGCCCCGACAGCAUCUCCCUCAGUAUGACCUCCGCGUUGGACCUCCCCGUCUCGCUCCCC
Messenger RNA from Aspergillus glaucus CBS 516.65, 411 nucleotides. RefSeq lists its product as uncharacterized. The transcript has 2 exons. Gene Ontology annotation, cellular component: fungal-type vacuole membrane. The annotation marks the transcript as partial. NCBI's taxonomy places the organism in Eukaryota, Fungi, Ascomycota, Eurotiomycetes, Eurotiales, Aspergillaceae. The record is from RefSeq and is a predicted model, not a curated record.